Nomascus leucogenys (northern white-cheeked gibbon) is the source of this 2139-nucleotide messenger RNA. RefSeq names its product mesothelin-like protein. The record is from RefSeq and is a predicted model, not a curated record. Gene Ontology annotation, cellular component: cell surface. Gene Ontology annotation, biological process: cell-matrix adhesion. NCBI's taxonomy places the organism in Eukaryota, Metazoa, Chordata, Mammalia, Primates, Hylobatidae.
AUGGCCACAGCCGUCACCAUUCCUGGCCCCCACAUAGGUGCCCUGCAGAGCUCAGGCCUCACCCUCCUCCUGUCCUUUGCUGCCCACUGCUCUGGGCCCCAGGCCAAGGGUCUUUCCCCAGGAGGGCUGGAUGCCAGCGGGGCCAACCUGUGGGCCAGUGCCAACUGCUCCCUGCUGCAAGGCUUCUGGUGCCAGCCGGCCAGCCAGCUGCCCCGGGACCAGCUCUCAGUCCUAAUCCAGAGGCUGGCCUUGCUGCAGGUCCCCCUCCAGGCCUGGCAGCUCAGCUGCUUGGCCAACCUGGCGUCACGGUGCGGCCUCCAGGACGACUUCACGCUCCACCCACCCAAGCUGCUGCUCUUCUACAACCUUAGCCGGGUGCAGGAAGCCGACUGCCGGGCCUUCGUCUGCCGUGCCGCCCAGGGGGACGUGGAGCUGCUGAGCCAUCUACCCGACCAGAGGGUCGCCCUGCGGCGUGCGGCUGUGGCCUGCCUGGUGGGCGCUGGCCUCCCGCUGGGCGCCGACCUGCUGGCCCUGCAGGGGGUGGCCCAUCCGCAACUGCUUGGGGCCCUGGUGUGUGACAUGGACGCGUCCAGCAUCGGUGCCACGGACCCCCGCGUGCUGGAGAACCUGUGGGGCUGCCCCCGGCUGACCGCCGCCCAGCGCAUUGCCCUCAACUCACUGCUGGCUGGUGGGAAGACCUCGCUCGGGGCCCCUGGCUCCUGGACACUGGAGGGGCUACAGGCCCUGGGGCCCCUGGCCACAUACAUCAGCCCUCACCUGUGGGCACAGGUGCAGGAGGCCGUGGGCCUGGGCUUCUUCCGCAGCGUGGUGGCUACAUGCCGGGCGGGGAGGCUCAGCCGGCGCAAGGCCAGGCGCUUCGUCACCAGCUUUCUGGAGUCCAAGACCAAACCAGUGUCCUCCAGGCCCAGGCUCAGCACAGGCAACAUCACGGCCGCCAUGCUGCGGGACGACCUCUUCCUGGUGCAGUACGACUGUGCACAGCUUGAGGCCUGCCUGGACGGCCGCAUCCUCAGAACCAACCUAGACCCCCUGUGGCGGCACCCGCUGCCCACUGAGUGCCAGCGCGUGGUCAAGACCAAGCUCGCACAGAUCUACCCACAAGGCCUCCCGGAGGAUCAGCUGCAGCUCAUCCCCUCGCUGGUCUACCUCUACUCCCGCACCGAGAUCGGCCAGUGGAGCAUCAUCUCCCGGGACACCGUCGUGGCUCUUCUGGCCUCUGACGUGGCCCUGGAGAACCAGACAGAGGCUGUGCUGCAGAAGUUUCUGGAGCACAAUGGCACGGUCUCCGGCGCCCUGCUGCUGGCCAUCGGGGGCACCCGCCUGUGCUGGAUGAGUCCUCCGCAGAUCCAGACCAUCCAUCUCCAGGACCUCCAGCUGGCCGGGGCCCUGGAUGUGUCCUCCUGCCCCCAGAGCCGGAAGGAUGUGCUCUAUGCCAAGGCCUGUGAGGCCUUCGGCAGCAGCAGGACCCCAGCUGCUUACUACCGCCUCAUGCACCCCUACCUUGGAGGCUCCCCUGGUGGAGCCCUGCCCCCCUCACCUGUCCCCCAAGGCCGUGCGCCGGUGAAGGAACUGCGGCACCUGACCCAGGCCAACAUCUCCAUGGACAUCAACACCUUCACCAGCCUGAACCCCCGACUGCUGCAGAGCCUGGAUGUCGGCGACGUGACUGCACUGCUGGGCCACAACGUGGGAGACCUGCAGAAGGCCCGCAGCCACCCCACCGUCAGGUCCUGGCUCCAUAGCCUCAACAGCUCCGCCCUGGGCCAGCUCGGCCUGGACACCGGCCCCGCUAGCCCUGUCGGCCCCACCAGCCCAGCCCACGGCACCAGCGGGCCCCGCACCAGCCACCAAGCGCUCCAUCUGGUCCACACCUGGGGCCUGCCCGCGAACGAUGCUCAGGCCUCCACCUCAGGGAGCCUGUGGGCCCUCCUGGGGUACCUGCCCCUGGCGGUGGCCCUGCCUUCCUGCCUCCUGUGGCUGCUGCACCUGGGGACUUGCACCCUGGUUUCUGUGGACAGCACUGCCUUAGGGUGGCUGGGUUCACAAGGGUCAGGUGCAGCAAAAACAGGGCUGUUAGAUUCAGCUGGACACCCACUUGGGCUGAGGGGCCAGCUCUAG